Cercocebus atys (sooty mangabey) is the source of this 7407-nucleotide messenger RNA. Its product is annotated as chromosome unknown open reading frame, human C11orf91. The coding region runs from base 5615 to 6196 and encodes 193 amino acids. The record is from RefSeq and is a predicted model, not a curated record. Lineage: Eukaryota; Metazoa; Chordata; Mammalia; Primates; Cercopithecidae. The transcript is spliced from 4 exons.
UUCCUCAAUAGGAAUUUUUUUUUUUUUUUUUUUUUUUUGGCCGAAGGAAGUACUGACCAUGCCCACAGCCACUGGCUGAGCAAAGAAGCACAUUUCAUGUGAGUUCUAAGGAAUGAGAACGAAUUUUGAUGAAUUUGAGCAGAAAAUGAAUUUCUGGGAACUUUUUUGGGGGCGAAGGGGUGGGGAAUUCAGCCACACUCCAGAAAGCCAGGAGUCGACAGUUUCGGAAGCCUCUCUCAGGAUUCAAGAUUCGAGGAUGAAAUUGGCUUACUGCUAUCUUGUGUCAUGUACCCACUUUUUGGCCAGACUACAUUGGGAAGAAGGCAGUCCUCUAAAGCAGAAUCUGGGUGCUGCUAAAUGGGGAGAUGGGAAGAGGGUUGUUAAGCUGUCCAAAUCAACAACGGUCAUAUAAAUGGCCUUAAACCUUGGGGUUGCUUUCUGCAUAAAGUUGCUGUGACUCAUGCUAUAGACAAGGUUGAGUACCUGGACAUGAAGGCAAUCCUGUAAUGUAAAGAUAUUUACAGUAUUGCCUUUGGGUCCAGUCUUGCCUACUGGCUCUUUGCUCGAGAGCCACUACCCCAUGCCCUCCACUCAUCUGGAUUUACAGGAACUGUCAUAGUGUUCAGUAUUGGGUGGUAACCCCAUUGGAUUGUCCCCUUGAGGGGAUGAGUUAGGGGUGCAAGGUACACCUGAUGAGUAGGUCAAUUGAGCUCAUGGUAUUUCCUGAAGAUGCUAAUCCAUUUGCCGAACUGAGUCUUGAAUGUACUGGGGGCUUCAAGGUAUGGGUAUGUUUUUCUUGUGUCCUUGCAGUCAACCCCCAUGACUUCUCAUGUCACGUAUGUCCUGAAAAAAUAAGAGCCUGCCCAAGACUUUGGGCCUCUUGACAGAAUGAACCAACUUUAUACAUCUGAGUCCUCUUGGUAAGUCCUUUAGCAGUGUUCAAAGUCUACUAGCUCACAUUAGUUUCAGUUGCUGCCAACAGAUCUGAACGAAUGCUGACAGAUCCCCCUGAGGGCUUCUUGAUGGGCUGGCUGGAGCUAGUACUGACAUUCAUUGUGAUGAGGGCAACUUUCUGGUACAGGGUUCUAAGCACUAUGUUUUAUAUACAUUUUCAUCUGUACUUGCACAUCACUUUACUCAAGGGGAAACUGUGCAAAGUUAGCUGGAUUGCUCAAGGUCACUUAGGUAAGUUGGCAAGUCCAUGCUUCCCACUCAGCUCCUCAGGUCAGCAGAUCUACUUCUCUGCCUGUUUUGCAUACUCUUUUUAAUAUGUGCCUAACUUUGGAAAGCCUAGAAUGGGUUCCUGGUGCUUUUUUACUUUGAAGAAAUCAGUUUCUGCCUCUUUUUGGAAAAGAAAACAUAAAGUGCAAUUUUUUUAAUUUUUUUUUUUUAUUUAUUUAUUUUUUACUGGAAAGUUACCCAAUAGCAUGAGUUGAAGAGGACCUAGUUAGUCCUUCCUGGAAACAGAAGAUCAUUUCAAAACACUAUCUGCCAGUCUGUUUCUCAGUGUCUGCUACUUGUAGAUAUUUCAUUUCAGGAUAGCAGCAGUUAAAUCCGUGGAUUUUGUAGUUAGGAACCUGAGUUCAAACUCUCUUCCACUAAUUGGCUGUGUCUCUGGACAAGUUUUCUUUUUUUUUUUUUCCCCCCCAACCUUUUUGAACUUUCACUUUCUACACCUACCUCAAAGAAUUGUUGUGAGGCUUGAGGUAAAGGGUCUGCCAGAUAGGAAGAUGCUAGUUAUGGAUUUACAGGGUUGUUAAGGCUGUAAAAGUCUAAAACCUACAGUGAAUCAGAAUGCAUUUACCCCCACUGACUUUGAAAUAAGUGAAAACUAGCCAGAAGUCUCUUUUUCAAAUUGCUUAUAGGUUAUUCAAUAUAAAAUUUUUAUAAUGGAUAUCUUAUUUAUCUAAACUAAAGCUUCCUGUUUAUACACACUCCUAUUAUUCUGGGGUAAGGUAAAUGACCACAGUACCUUAAUUUCUAGGAGGGUGCCUGUGAUGGUUCAUUGUAGGUAAGGACGUUUUCUCUUUUUCAGCAGCUGUGUAGGUCCAGAGCCUCUGGGAGAGGGGAGGGGCAGCAUGCGCCCAGCAAGGGACUGAACUGGGAAACUCAAGGUUCUUUUUACUGUGGGGUAGGGAGCUGCCUUUCUGUGAUAAGUUUCCCUUGGGAUGUUGCUGUUCCCCUCCUUGCUAUUCAUGGCUAUAUACAACGUGGCCAACCCCAGUAGGUUGAUCCUAUAUAUGAUCAAUGCUGGCGCUGACUCUCACUAGCCCCACCCAACCUGCCUAUAGGUUUACAGAUACAUUAAUUAGGCAACCUAAAACAUUGAUGCUGAUGUUGGUGUGACAUAAUGCUAUGGCCAGAACUGAAACUUAGAGUUAUAAUUCCGGUAUUAGGGUUCUCCAGAGGGACAGAACUAGUAGGAUAUAUGUAUAUAUGAAAGGGAGGUUAUUAGGGAGAAUUGGAUCCCACAAUUAUAAGGUGAAGUCGCACAAUAGGCCGUCUGCAAGCUGGGAUAGAGAGAAGCCAGUAGUGGCUCAACCCGAGUUCAAAAACCUCAAAACUGGGGAAGCUGACAGUGCAGCCUUCAGUCUGUGGCCAAAGGCCUGAGAGCCCCUGGUAAGCUACUGGUGCACGUCCCAGAGUCCAAAGACUGAAGAACCUGGAGUCUGAUGUCCAAGAGCAGGAAGAGUGGAAGAAAGCCAGAAGACUCAGCAAACAAGGUAGACAGUGUCUACCACCACAGUGGCCAUAGCAAAGAGGCCACCGAUUCCUUCCUGCUACCUGGAUCCCUGAAGUUGCCCUGGUCUCUGCACCUUCUGAGUCUAGUUCUUAAGAGCUUUCAAUUCCAUGAGCUGUCUCAUAGCCCUCCAAUAAAUUCUCCGUGUCAGCUUCUGUUGCUUGUGGACAGAAAAUUCUGACACACCUACCCUGUAAGUGUUACUGUCGGGAUAACAUGAGAACACACAAUCACUAAGUGUUAGCUACGGUUAUUUUGCCCAAGGUAGCAUGGCUAGUUGAUGCUGGUUGAUGGGGCUUAAACCCAGCUCCCUCAUCUUCCAGGCCUCUGUACUCCCUAUUCCACUAAACUACCUCUCAGGUUUCAGUUUAUUUUUAAUUCUUACUCUGCAAGUACAUAGGACCACGUUUACCUGGGAAAACAAGAAUAAAGGCUGGUCUGCAUUUUUUAGAAACGUUCUUGAAAGGGAGAUGGGAAUGCCUGCACCCCCAAGUCCAGACCAACACAAUGGUUAAUUGAGAUGAAUAAUAAAGGAAAGACUGUUCUGGGCUUCCCAGAAUAGCUUGGUCCUUAAAUUGUGGCACAAACAACUUCCAGUCAGAGCCAGCCUCCUGCCAGGAAGAGGGGUAGGAGACUAGAGGCCACACAUGCUGCGGCCUUGCCCUGAAGGCUGGGGUGGCAAUUUGGAGGCUGUCCAAACACCCUGGCUUCUAGAGCUGGCCUGUCCAUUUGAAACCCCAGCUCUGAUGCUAAUCAGCCACCCUCAGGCAAGUUACUUAACCUUACAUGCCUCAGUUUUCUCAUCUGGAAAAUGAGAACCCUAGGCUCAGGGUUGUUAGAAAAGUUAAAUGAGUUAAGACAAGUGCCUGGGACACAGUAGCCUCUCGUGUGUUUAUCAUUGUGUCCUCAGCAGGUCGAAUAAACAGCUUCUCAGGUGUGAGGCUGGCGCAAUUAUCUGGAGUGGGUUGGGUUUUCUAGGAUCGACCCCCUGCUGCAUUUUCCUCAUUCAUCCACCAGGGCUUAAUGGGGAAUUAAGGAAUCCAUGUGUAACUGAUAAUAACUGUAGCUACACUUCAGUGAGCACCUAUUAGUUGGCCCUGGCACUGCUUAUACAUAUGUCUAUCAAAUACAUCAAUGAGGUAGAUAUUGUCUUCAUUUUAUAGAUCAGAGAAAAUUGGGGUUCAGAGAGCUGAUGUGAUUUUUCCCAGGGUCACAGAGAGUCCCAGAUUCAGGCACAACUCUUGUAUUCCAAGACACAAGCACUACAUGUCCAAAGACUGCCCAGAGCCACCAGCAAAUUGUGACAUAUCCCUAUAGAGGCUGAGCACCUGGUCAGGGUCUGGUCGCCAACAGUGUGUCCAGAUGCAGAACUGGAGUGAGGGAGGGGAAGGGAGGCUCCUUGGGACAGAGAAGGCUUUCUGUGCUCUCUCUGAAGGGAGCAGUCCGAGGACCCAGGGAACCAGGCCCUCCUGGCUGGAGAGGGCUGUGGCAAUGGAAAAUCAGUGCCAACUGCAGUGAGUCAGCCUAGGUUAAAUAGAGUAAUCUAUGUAAGAGUGCUGGACAGGAACCUUUACCCCCAUGACACAUUUCUUCAGUGUGACCUUCUGGCCCCUCUCCUCCUGAUAGCAGAAUGAUGACUGCCCUGAUCGGUGAGGCUGGAGGAAGAAUCAGUCCUGUCCUUGGCAAGCUCUUCACUAUUAUAGUAAAGGCCCUCUCCCUGCUCCCAAGGCCUGUGACUUUCUAACCUGGCCUCACGCUGGGUAAGCUUAAAGGUAGAGGUGCAGGAUUAGCAAGCCCACCUGGCUACCAGGCCAACAGCUACAUGCUCCAACUGACCCUGAUGAAUGAAGAGGGACUCGUGUCUGUGUCAGUUGGUUCCAAAUGAAGCCAGGGAGUGGGGCAUUAGGAAUCGAAACCCUCAAGCUCCAACAGGAUGGUACUUAAUGGGGAAUUUGAGUGGAGAGGUAGGUGACAUAGUGCUUUGGAGCCCAGGGAGGGAAAGGUUCUGUUGAAGUUGAAUUCAAGGCUGUUUUGUCUUUCAUCACCAACUUGAGUUUCCUGGACAUUUGUUUGCAGAAACAACCGUAGGGUUUUGCCUUAACCUUGUGGGUUUAUUAUUACCUCAUAGGGACUUUGUCUCCUGAUGGCAGUUUAUCUUAGUGCUCACUGUGGCACUUGAGUUUUUUGCAUAGUUGUUAGAGAAACCAAGUUUGUCAUCAACUUCUUAUUUAACCCACUGGCUACAACUUCAUUGAUUAUAAGUAAGCCAUCCGGAGUAAAAUCUGUUUAGAUUAUCUUGGAGUAAGGGGGAAGAAUCUGUAAUUUUUUCUCCUCAACUAGGUAUAUAAAUAAAAAAUGAUUUUUUUGCUUCAUUUAAAAAAUAUAACGCAAAAUCUCUUUCGCUUCUAAGGGCCUUCAGUAUGUAAUAACAAGAGCUAAUGUUGAACACAAGCCAUUGCCAGGUACUUAAACUGUCUCACUUAGUCUUGCCAACCUAAGCAAGUAGAAAACUGUCUCACUUAGUCUUGCCAACCUAAGCAAGUAGAUGCCAUUACUAUUCCCAUUAUAUUGAUGAAAAAGUGAGGUUGAGAAAGGUUCAGCCACACAACCAAAUACAUAGUGGAUCCAGGGUUUGGUCCCAAGUCUGAGUCCAAAACCCUGGUUCUUACCAUUACUGUGGUUCUGUAGGGGUGAAAAAUUUUUUCUUCUAAUCUCUUAGGUUCAGGGCCUGGGACCUGAGAAUUAAACUGACAAAGACAGACUAAUGGAAGACAAAGUUUAUUACGCAGUAGUGGAUGAAAAAUCAGACACUCAUUUCUCAGACUUCUUUGCUGUGGGCCCGGCCAGUGAGGCAAUGAGACCCUCAUUCAAACGAUGCCAAAGGGGCGGCGCGGCAGCCACAGCCCCACCAUGAGCCAGCGGUCGGCCCCGCCCCUCUAUUUCCCGUCCCUGUACGACCGCGGCAUCUCCUCGUCCCCGCUCAGCGACUUCAACAUCUGGAAGAAGCUCUUCGUGCCGCUGAAGGCGGGCGGGGCGACAGUGGGCGGGGCGGGGGGGCCCCGGCCCCUGCCCCAGGCGCCCCCCGCCCCGGCGCCCCCGCCCCCGCCACCACCCGGCCUGGGUCCCCCUGGCGAGCGCCCCUGGCCCUCGCCCUGGCCCUCUGGCUUGGCCUCCAUCCCCUACGAGCCUCUGCGCUUCUUCUACUCGCCGCCGCCGGGGCCUGAGGUGGCUGUCUCGCCCCUGGCCCCCCGCCCCUCGACCCCCAGGCUCGCCUCUGCCUCCCACCCCGAGGAACUGUGCGAGCUGGAGAUCCGGAUUAAGGAGCUGGAGCUGCUCACCAUCACUGGGGACGGCUUCGACUCCCAGCGCUAUACAUUCCUGAAGGCGCUAAAAGACGAAAAGUUACAAGGACUGAAGACCAGGCAACCUGGAAAGAAGUCAGCCUCUCUCUCCUGAGGAGCUGCCCACCAGAGCUUGGGCAGCCACCUCCUUAGGUGUUAGUGCUUAGAUAAUGUGUCCCAUUUGUUGUCAUUUCAAAGAUGGUUAUUUUCUGUUCUGUAUUUACCGCUGUUCUUGUUGCUACCAGCAUGUACUUCACAUACAGUGCCCGCUUUGCGUGGUAAAUCUCAUGGUCUCUCCUCUCUAUGUGCUGCUGAGUGAGCUCUCUCAUGAUGUCUAGAAGCUGCUGCCCAGCCAGCAUUCAAGGUCUCCCGAGAGAGCGGGGAGGGAACCCCCAACACUGUCAUAGUCAUGCAAACCAGAACGACAGAUUAUCAGGAAGGAAUCGGCAGAAACCAAGAGCAAUAUAUAUAUUGGUUCUACUGCUGUGUCUCUGCUCACAAAGGUUCUUUGAGGACUAGAAUAGUGGGGGUUUGGUGUGUGGGAGUGUGUUUUUUUUCCCAAACAUAUUUACUCCUUGGAAGUGUUUGGUGUUUUGAUCUUGUUUUUUGUUUUUUUUUUUUUUUUUAAUGUUUUUUGGACCGCAAACUCUCUGAUAAUCUUAUCAAAGCCCUGGCCCUUCCUAGAAAUUCAUAUAUUCAAGAAAUAUUUAUUGAGUGCUAAUUUUGUGGCUAGGCACUUGGGAUUGGGGAUGGGGGAGAGACAGACAAUAAAUAUUAUAAAUAAGUAAAUCAUAAUAUGGUAUCAUAGAAGAUGACAUGCUAAGGGGGAAAAAAAGCAGAGUAAGGAUUGCCAGGGCGGGUCAGAGGAAGGCAGGGCAGAAUUUCACAUGGGAUUUCUUGAAGAGGUUGAGGGUCAUAGCUAUGUGGCACCCUAGGGAAUGUUCCAGGCAGAAGGGCCAGUGCAAAGACUGCUCCAAAGAUGGGAGUAUGGUAGCAUUUUUGAGAACCAGCAAACAGUCCAGAUGGCUGCAGCAGGAGGAGUGAGGGGAGAGUGGUAGGGAUGAAUACAGAGGGGUGCCAUUUGUGUAGAGCCUUAUAGUCAUGGUAGGGACUCUGGGCUUUACUCCAAGUGGAACAGAGUCAUUAGCCUUCUGGGGAGUGACAGGAUCUGACUUGUGUUGCUGUGAUAUGAAUAGACUACAAGGGUGCAAGCAAGGAGGCAGGGAGAACAGUCAGGAGGCUGUAGUAAUUAAUAUUCCAGCUAAAAAGACCAUGCCGAGCCCGGCGUGGUGGUGCACACCUGUAGUCCCAGCUACUCAGGAGGCU